Messenger RNA from Pomacea canaliculata, 4547 nucleotides. RefSeq names its product hercynylcysteine sulfoxide lyase-like. Bases 1957 to 3201 code for a protein of 414 amino acids. The transcript is spliced from 8 exons. Lineage: Eukaryota; Metazoa; Mollusca; Gastropoda; Architaenioglossa; Ampullariidae. The record is from RefSeq and is a predicted model, not a curated record.
CACCGAGAGUCUUCACGAGGUAGCCUUUGGUGAUGACAUGGGGCAGAAGGAACUGUGCUUGCGACCCCAGUCCGUGUUUCUCAACCAUGGAUCAUAUGGAGUCGUACCUCGCAGGGUUCUGGAUGUACAGAAAAGGUGCUGUCUUAAUCUAGUAACAGAAAACAACAACAGAAACUUUCAUUUAAAAAAAUCCUGUCAACAGCAAAAGAUUAUAGCGAACAACUUUUUUAUUCUGUAAAAUUAAAAUAGACACUGACAAGCCUAACAUUCCUAAACAACUCACGUGUUAUUUUUUUUUUUUUUUGUCUCGUAAGGAAUAGUAUAAUAUGCUAUCAAUAUUGUUGAUUAGCAGUAUCUUGGUUUCCAUUAGGACUGUGGGGACUAAGGAAGGGAAGGGGGAGCAACGGGUAGCUGAGGUUGUUGGAAGCUAAGAUUUGGGUUAGUGUGAAAUGGUCAGCUCUCUUCUUUUGGAAGAUUUGACAAUCGGUGUUAUUUUGAACCUUUACAAGCAGCUUGUCAAGCAGGCAGCUAGAAAGACCAGAUUUCUCACUGAAUGGGGGAUGGAGACACUCACAUUUGAGAAUAUAGAAGGGAGAUGAGAUGAAACACGUUCGAGUUUAGCCUCAGAGGAUGCUAGAAUCACCUCCGCUUUUCAGAAUUAAUCUUUAUUUUAUGCAAUAAAGUCCACUCGCAUCUGUAUUAUAAUAAAAAGAUGAAUGGAGGGUAUGUUCAACAGGCCACGAACAAAUCCUAGGUUUACAAGAGUCGGUCUCUAGAAACUACUACAUAAGCGUAGAUAGUAUUGUGUCUGUAGGUGGCCAGUGACAGUCCAAUGGCCGGACAUACAUAGUAAACAGGAAAGGUCCAAUAAGAGAAUUUGAAUACACGGCAACCAGCGCUGAUGACUAGACUUGGUUAGAGGAGUCGGAGGUCAUGAAGUCGUUGGAUAUAGAUCACGUGGUCUCGUGCGUGUGUGUGUAUAUAUAUAAAGUGUACUCAUGACCUCACACAGACUGUUACUACAGUGGCAGACAAGCAGACGAAGAGGUGAGAAGGAACUAAGACAGUCCUAACAUCAGCGCUAAAACUCAAAACAGAGAGCAGACUAUACUCAAACUAUCUUACUGAAGAAAUCCAAAGUCAGAAUUUUACAGGUCUGCGGUCUGCAUUCAGGCGCACGUGCUGAGACCUACCCACAGCCUAGUUCACUUUGUGUCUAAUGGAAACACCUUUUCAGAAAAAUGAAAUGACAAUGACCAUCUUUAUUUCUGAGAACAGCUUUAGGCGGCCAACGACAUGUAGACACAGACUGUUACGGACUCCAUGACAACAUAAAACCGGAAAAAAGUAAUUAAGGACUUCCCACAUGCCCAUGCGUUGACUGGCUCGUUAGCGGAGGGAAGUCCACCCCAUCCCUGUUCCUCCCUUGCCACUCCCCUUACACCAUGGUUUCGGUUUGUUUGUUCGUUGUUUUAUUUAUUUAUUUUUAUCAGAAAAAUACCAAAGAAAAUCCCCGACUGAAUACACAGAUGCCUCAUUCAUUGUGCGCCUUUCACAUGGCUAUCUGUUCGUCUCGGGGACACAACUGAUCCUCACCAACUACAAUAAAACCCUCGUGUUCUUCUGGCAUUCUGUCCAUCUACAGGCGAGUACUUCUGUCAGAGAGCGCCUCGGGCAUCGCUUCCCUCUCCUUCCUGUUGUGACAGUCACGUGGUCGUCUGUCAGAGUCGACGCAUGUCAUGUGCCUGUGGCUGUCUUCUCUGAGCUGACACUCGUGUGAACUUCGGCACGCGAGGUGUCCAGGUUGGUCGUUGUCCAAGUUUCCACAGUUGCCACAUCCUCACAAACUUGUUGCGGACCUGAGCUCCGGCUGUCAAGGAGACCCGGCCUCAGUCUCUGAUUUUUUUUUUUUUUUUUUUUUUUUUUUUUUUGCCACGAUAUUUUUUUCAUUUGUUGAUGUUUUUAUUUUCAAAUACAUCAUCACAGACAUGGCGAUGUCAAGUUCCAAGACAACGACGUGCUGCUCCCUGGCCAGGGGUGGAUAAUGAGGGAAACGGCGCUGUCACGUUUUCGUUAGGCCCACUUAGUGAACAGCGGUCAUCUAAGGAGGGUAGUCUCCCCUGGCUUAUGGAUGAGAGAGAGAACCACCCUGAUCAUUGGUUUCGGCGGGUAGCAAGAGGGUACUGGCUGGAAGCGAGAACAGCUGCUGCAGAAUUUGUGGGAGCUGAUGUUGAUGAUGUGGUUUUUGUCAGCAAUGCUACCACUGCUGUGAAUGUUGUCCUGAGGUCACUAAAGCUUGAGGCUGGAGAUGCUAUCCUAGCUACCACCUUGACCUUUAGGUCUUUUCAGACCCUGUGGGAGGAUUUGCAAGAGCGUAUCUACCCCAGAGGCGUUCAGUGCCUGCUCAUGGAAAUCAAGAUGCCAAUACUGAGUGAGGACCAGGUGGUGCAGCAGUAUGAUGAGUUCCUUGCCAGCCAUCCCAAUGUCAAGUUUGUUCUGAUUGACCACAUCACCAGCCCUAGUACCAUUCUCAUGCCUGUUGAACGCCUGAUUCCUGUGUGUCACAAGCAUGGUGCCCUGGUGAUGAUUGAUGGUGCUCAUGCACCAGGGCAGGUAAAGUUGAAGCUAAAUAUGCUUGGUGCCGACAUGUACACAGGUAAUUUCCACAAGUGGCUGUUUACUCCCCGUGGUUGUGCCCUGUUGUGGGUUAGUAAAGACCACCACCACUUGGUGAAUCCGGUCAACACACCUUGGCGCAAGAAGCAGAGUCUUGGUGACCAGUUUUUUUACCAGGGUACACAGGAUCACAUUCCAUUGAUUUGUGCCAAGUAUGGGGUACAGUUCUAUCAAGCCAUUGGUGGAAUGGAAAGGAUAAUCAGAUACAAAUCAAAGUUAACCACUGAAGGUUGUGACUACCUUGUGAAAAAGCUGGAUCUGACCUCACUGGCCAUACCACCAUCAAUGGAGUCUCCAAACCUACGAUUUCUGAAACUUCCUAGAAUACCUUCAGGCUUUGGAAACAAGACUAACCAGGUUGAUGUACAAUGUCUCGAGCAAGACAUUUACCAGAAUCACGACAUUCAGACCAUAUUUGAUUUUCUGGAUGGUGCCUUGUAUCUGAGAAUUUCCGUGCACAUUUAUAACACGAUGGACGACUUUGUCAGGCUUGCUUCUGUCUUAAAGAAAUAUCUGGAUCAGUAGCUAGGAAGUCUGGAACGAAGAAACUGAAUGAAGCCUGUCUGUCCCUCUAAUAUGAGUGGAAUAUGAGAACCCAACAAAUACAAAAGAAACAAACAAACAACGCAAACUAGAGGAUGAUAUGGUUGGUCUGUGUGUGUGACUCUUAACGCGCAAGGAUAAAAUCUUUUCCCUAGUUCUUAAAAGCGAAAAGCAUAAUUUUAGAGAGAUGACUGUUAUUAAUCAAAAGAUGGAAAAAAUUAUUUGUUAUUCGUGAUACUUGUAGUACACAUAGUUUUUUUUAUAUAUUACACAGUGUCUGUACCGGUGAUUAUGUAAGUGCAAUGAAUCCUGAGCUCAAUCAAACUUUAAGACAGCACCAACCGAUGGCCUCAUCAGGUGCUCAUGGGCUCGAGACUAGCACUGGCAAGAGCAAAUCAUGGUCAUCCACAAGUUACAGGAAAACUGAUGUACAUAAAUGAAAGACAGAUCAAAGACAUCCCCUUCAGCUACCUGUAAACCACCAUGUCCAAACAUAGUAGGUGUAUGGAAGAAAUUUGCAUCACUAUUACAAUAGCAGUAAUGUUCAGGCUCAGUAGGAUUUGUUGCAGCGCCGCCAUCAGGUUCUGUACUAAGUACAAAGUACAGACUGUACAGUAUCAAUGACAGAAGUGAACAUGCCUGUUGACAAAGAAAAAAGAAUUUGUGUGUUUCUUGUGUUUGUGAUGUAAGUUCACGUCGACUUUUUGUACGGAUUAGUUGAUUUCUUCAUUGAGGAGAACCUUAGUCCUCUUUUGAAUGGGUGUUGAGGUUUGUGGACGACAAGACUAAAGGUCAUCUUCUGUGCUGACCCUGCCCCACUUGAAUUCAUCAUUCCACUUCUUCACAGUUCAUAGGAAAGGGAGACUUCAGCAAGUGUCUGUACCAUGUCCUCAUGGAUUUCCUUGGGUGUCAUACCUUUCUUUUGCGGAUGCUUUAUGAGUGCUCGAACCUCUUUUUGAAGAACACAUCAACGGAGUAGCUAUUACAAGCACGUAGCCUUUCCAUUAUACACAAUAAAGUAUUUUUUAUUUACUUGUGAUUUUUGCAUGCCGUUACAAAAAGGAGUGCAUUGGCAUAAUAUACACUCAAGUAUUUCAAUACUUUGACAAUAGGUAAAGUCACUCCCCCCUACAUUCAUCUAUGUCACUUAUCUACCUUUCAUAAAGAAACCAACAGUAUUACUUUUAUUCAUAUUUAUAUGUAAAGGUAAUGUCGAGGCUGCCGUAAGCAAGUUGUUGAUGUGUGUCUGAGGACCUACAGCGGUUCCAGAGAUAAGUGCCUCGUCAUCUGCCAAUAACGAAAUAAACAAGUCGUCAUCGUCCAUUGCA